AUGAAGCAGCAUGCUGCAAAAACUGGGCCAGGGUACGCCACCCCACUGGACGCCAUGUCUGGUCCAAAAGAGGCUCUCAUCUAUGUCACUGCCGUUUACUCAGGAACCGGAAUACAGAAGCCUGAUUAUCUCGCCACAGUUGACGUAGAUCCAAGUUCUCCUACUUAUUCAAAAGUCAUCCACAGGCUGCCUGUGCCUUAUAUUGGUGAUGAACUGCAUCAUACGGGCUGGAACUCAUGCAGCUCUUGCUAUGGAGAUCCAUCUGCACAACGGCGUUUCUUGGUCCUACCUGGAUUGAUAUCUGGUCGUAUAUAUGCGAUAGACACAAAAACAAAUCCGAAGGCUCCCUCUUUGCAUAAAGUUGUUGAACCUGAAGAGAUUAUACAGAAGACUGGAUUGGCAUAUCCACAUACAUCCCAUUGCCUUGCUUCUGGCGAUUUAUUGGUUUCAUGCCUGGGAGAUAAAGAUGGAAGUGCUGCAGGAAGUGGAUUUCUUCUCCUUGACUCUGAGUUUAAUGUGAAGGGCAGGUGGGAGAAACCAGGGCACAGUCCACUUUUUGGCUAUGAUUUCUGGUACCAACCGCGACACAAGACAAUGAUAAGCACAUCAUGGGGUGCCCCUGCUGCUUUCACAAAAGGUUUUAACCCUCAGCAUGUCUCUGAUGGUCUCUAUGGGAGGCAUCUUCAUGUCUACAGUUGGCCUGAAGGGGAAUUGAAACAAACGUUGGAUCUUGGAAAUACAGGGCUCUUACCCUUGGAGAUAAGGUUCCUGCACGAUCCUUCUAAGGACACUGGAUUUGUUGGGUGUGCCUUGACAAGUAACAUAGUCCGGUUCUUCAAGACAGAAGAUGGCUCGUGGAGCCAUGAGGUUGCAAUAUCGGUGAAGUCAUUGAAGGUGCAGAACUGGAUUCUUCCAGAGAUGCCUGGGCUUAUAACUGAUUUUUUAAUCUCACUUGAUGAUCGUUUUCUAUACUUUGUGAACUGGCUUCAUGGAGAUGUGAGACAGUAUAACAUUGAGGACCCUAAAAAUCCUAAGCUGACAGGCCAAAUAUGGGUUGGGGGGCUAAUCCAAAAGGGAAGCCCAGUUGUGGCUGAGGCUGAAGAUGGUACAACAAGGCAAUUUGAUGUUCCAGAGAUCCAGGGAAAGAAGUUGAGAGGUGGACCACAGAUGAUCCAGUUAAGCUUGGACGGGAGGCGACUUUACAUCACCAAUUCGCUCUUCAGUACAUGGGAUCGCCAGUUUUACCCGGACCUUUUGGAGAAAGGAUCUCACAUAAUUCAGCUUGAUGUUAACACUGAGAAUGGCGGUCUUGCAGUAAACCCAAAUUUUUUCGUUGACUUUGGAGCUGAACCUGGUGGUCCCGCACUGGCUCAUGAAAUGAGAUACCCUGGUGGUGACUGCACUUCAGAUAUAUGGGUUUAA
Prunus armeniaca (apricot) is the source of this 1422-nucleotide messenger RNA. The record is from the annotation of a GenBank genome assembly. NCBI's taxonomy places the organism in Eukaryota, Viridiplantae, Streptophyta, Magnoliopsida, Rosales, Rosaceae.